UGGUGUGCUGUGAGGAGACCUGUCCCUUCCCGCCCGGCCAGGGCCGUGGCCGGUGCUGCCUCCCGGCCUUCGAGGCACAGAGCUGGCCAGUGCUGUGGCCCGUUCUGCUGUCAGACCUGGUUCGGAGUUAUCCUAUCUGUGGGUCAUGAGUUCUAAAGUUGCUUACAGAGGCUUGUGUGACAUGGCCUCACUGAGGAGGCGAGGUUACAGUCACCCUGGUCCUCGCUGAUUUGGAAGAGAGCCGAGGAAACGGUUCACGUCGUUCAUUCUCAGUCAGAGAUGAAAGACUCCACAAAGCGUUACCAGGAUCAGGUUUGAAAGGAUAGUUUUUAAACCUUGAUUUCAGUAAUUACUAGGCUAAGAAUUUGAUUUUGUUGUUGACACGGUAUAAGUUAUAAGUCUCUUCCUUUGAAGGUUUAGUCCAAUAACUUCAUGUGCUAAAGACAAAGGUAUUGACUUGGAUAUUGAUGGAAAUGAAGAGAAACCUAAAUGAAAAUUCAACCCGAAGUACAGCAGGCUGCUUGCCUGUACCUUUGUUCAAUCAGAAAAAGAGGACUAGACAGCCAUUAACUUCCAAUCCACUUAAAAAUGAUCCCGGUAUCAGUACUACUUCCGACAGUUAUGAUUUCCCUCCUCUACCAACAGAUUGGGCCUGGGAAGCAAUGAAUCCAGAGUUGCCCCCUUUAACGAAAACAAUCAACACAGGGCAAAUACCACAUUCAGUUUCUCAUCCCUUGAGAAGUCAAGAUUCUGUGUCUAAGUCUAUUGAACCAAACACUGAAAGGAGCAAGAGUGGUUGGAGCUACAGAGAUGGCAACAAAAAUACCAGCUUCAAAACUUGGGAGAGAAGUGAUUUUAGGCCUCAAUGCAAAAGAACCAACCUAGCGGCAAAUGAUGGAAUAAAUUUUUCUCCAGUGAGUUUGGGAGUGCAACAACAGAAACAGCUAAGAGUAUCUCAGCCUCCUAACUUACCUCACCAAGGAGAAUGUGAAGUACUCGGACAAGCACACUCUUCAAAAACACCUGGCUCCACAAUGAGAGGCCUAGGAAAAAACAGUACAGUACAGGCAUUUAAGCCCAGUAUGCAACAAAAUCAAUUCAAGACAAAAACAUUAGGAGAUAUUCCAGAAGAAAACGCUCUCAAGGAUGCCUCACUGUAUGAGUUAAAGCUUAAGGAAAAAGAUAAUUCUUUAAGAAUUGUAUCAGCAGUUAUUGAAAGCAUGAAGUACUGGCGUGAACAUGCCCCCAAAACUGUACUUCUUUUUGAAAUAUUGGGUGUUCUGGAUUCAGCUGUUACACCUGGACCAUAUUAUUCAAAGACUUUUCUUAUGAGAGAUGGGAAAAAUACUUUACCUUGUGUAUUUUAUGAAAUAGUGAGUAUUUGUCUAAGUAUUCUUUGCAAAGCCUAUGCCAACAAAACAUACAAAUGUAGACUGUAAUUCCAUUGUAGUAGAAAUGAUGUUAACACUUUAGUUGUACUUUCAACAUUUUGUUUGGUUUUAGUUAUGAUUGUAAAAUUAUCUGUUUAACUAAUGUGGAGAGGCUACUAUGUGCCUGGCCCUGUGCUAGAUGCAAAAGAUACAAAUUGGAAUAUGAAUGGUAAAUGGCUCUUUCGAAGAGAUGGUAAUCUCAGUAAAAGACGGUUAUAUAAAUGUUGCAUUGUGGUAUGAUAAAUGGUAUGCUAGAGAUAUGUGCAGGGUGCUAUAAAAGUGGAUGGGAAGAUCAGGAAAUGAUUAAAAGAAUGUAGUAACCUUAUUUUAUAUAUUUAAGGACUAAAUAACCAAAGUGUGUUUGGGAAAAGGAGAGGUAGGGAGGAAAGCACGCUAAAUUGAGAGAGCAGCAUAUUCAAAGACAAGAAGCUAAGAGAGAGCCUGGAUUGUAUAGGAAAUUGCAAGUAGUUUAUAGUUAUCAGAGUGUAGAGUUCGUAAGU
Myotis myotis is the source of this 1930-nucleotide messenger RNA. RefSeq names its product spermatogenesis associated 22 (gene SPATA22). The record is from RefSeq and is a predicted model, not a curated record. Gene Ontology annotation, biological process: meiotic DNA repair synthesis; homologous chromosome pairing at meiosis; regulation of meiotic cell cycle. The coding region runs from base 468 to 1439 and encodes 323 amino acids. Lineage: Eukaryota; Metazoa; Chordata; Mammalia; Chiroptera; Vespertilionidae. The transcript has 7 exons.